AUGGCACGCUGGAGCACCUUCGGCUCAGAAAGGCGCCGAUGGGACCCAACGUUCCAUCGCAUCGUGGACAUCGGCGCAGGGCACGGCCGCACUGCCGCAUGGCUCACCCAAGCAUGGGACUUUGAGGUCACAGCUGUGGACGUGGUUCGGCCGCAGAGCCCGGAGUUCAACGUGGAGUUGUUUGACGGGCGGACGCUACCGCUGCCGGACAAGAGCCGCGACUGUGCACUUUUUUCUUUCGUGCUGCAUCACUGCCGGCAUUUUGAGUUGCAACGAGCGCUCCUAAUGGAGGCAGCGCGGGUGUCAAAAAGUUGGGUCGUGAUAUGUGAAGACACGCCAGAGGAGACUGUGCACUGGAAAGGCACACGAGGCCACGACCAUCUCGGCCAGUUCCAUCCAGCAGCAGAGUGGCGAAAGAUGUUCAGCAAGAUCGGGUUCCGGAUCUUGCACCAGGGCCCUCUGUGGGAAGGUCCUCGAAAAGGUCCUAGCCCGUACUUCUGCAAGCGAAGCUACUUCAUUCUGGAGGUUCCAGCGGGUCUCUGUGCCGCCCUCAACCUGUGCGGCUUCGGGUGGCUCCGCAUCUUCGGCAGCUGUGCCUUUGCCUCACCUCAGGUCCACAGCCACCUGCUGGACUUCACGGUCUCUCUGGUUGUGUCCUGCCAGCACGAGGGCCGGCCGCAGACCAAAUCUGCAGCCUGUCAGAUGACGAACGCCAAGGAGUGUUUGAUGAGCAGCUUCUGCAUCGCAUUUCUGCGGCUUUUCUUCAGCCUUGCGCAGGAUUGCUUGACGCGGCCCUCAAGCAAGAUCCCGCUGGAGCUGAGUCUCAGAAGCAACUAG
Symbiodinium pilosum is the source of this 837-nucleotide messenger RNA. NCBI's taxonomy places the organism in Eukaryota, Dinophyceae, Suessiales, Symbiodiniaceae. The record is from the annotation of a GenBank genome assembly.